AUGCCACCACCAUCUAACCACAGGGGCGAUGUCGAACCCCCAGAGGAAAUCACCUGGGUAGCCGCCCAAGGCUUCCUGACCGGCGCGCUCCGCUUUGGCUCCGUGUCCAUCUUGGCUCAUAUGAUCCUUAUCCUGCCCCACCCCUUCGUCUUCUCCGCGCCAAGUCCACCCGUCGCAUAUGCCCCGACACAACCCCGUCCACGCCCUAACAUAUUCUCCCGCGACUACCUCCGCUCACGACUCUUCCACCGCCCCAUAGAGGGCUUCUCAAGCUGGAUAUCCCCGGGGUCCCGUGUCUACCGUGGUCUGACGCCGCAGUUCAAGGUCUUUUUGCAGGUCGUGGCUAUGACGCUGGGUGGUUGUAUCUGGCAGGAGAAACGCGUGACCGAGUAUAUCGAGCUGCUGAGACGGAUUAAACGCACGGAGCGACUGGAGGCUGAACGUGCGGAAGGGCAUCGUCGGUAA
Messenger RNA from Penicillium roqueforti, 465 nucleotides. RefSeq lists its product as uncharacterized. NCBI's taxonomy places the organism in Eukaryota, Fungi, Ascomycota, Eurotiomycetes, Eurotiales, Aspergillaceae. The coding region runs from base 1 to 465 and encodes 154 amino acids. The record is from RefSeq and is a predicted model, not a curated record. The transcript has 2 exons.